Aspergillus saccharolyticus JOP 1030-1 is the source of this 1971-nucleotide messenger RNA. Its product is annotated as glycine--tRNA ligase. The record is from RefSeq and is a predicted model, not a curated record. Gene Ontology annotation, molecular function: glycine-tRNA ligase activity; ATP binding. NCBI's taxonomy places the organism in Eukaryota, Fungi, Ascomycota, Eurotiomycetes, Eurotiales, Aspergillaceae. Gene Ontology annotation, biological process: mitochondrial glycyl-tRNA aminoacylation. The coding region runs from base 1 to 1971 and encodes 656 amino acids. Gene Ontology annotation, cellular component: mitochondrion; cytoplasm. The transcript has 2 exons.
AUGGCUACGCUCAAUACCAGGACCGGUCAGGUCAUUGACCGGAGUGUCUUGGAGUCCAUGCUGCGCCGUCGUCUCUUCUACACCCCUUCGUUCGAGAUUUACGGCGGCGUCUCCGGUCUCUACGACUACGGCCCACCCGGCUGUGCUGUCCUGAACAACAUCGUCGACUUGUGGCGCAAACACUUCGUGCUGGAGGAGGACAUGCUUGAGGUCGAUUGUACGAUGCUCACCCCGCACGAUAUCCUCAAGACCAGUGGUCACGUCGAAAAGUUUGCCGAUUGGAUGUGCAAGGAUCCCAAGACUGGUGAGAUCUUCCGUGCCGAUCACCUGGUCGAGGAAGUUCUUGAGAGCCGCCUGAAGGGCGAUAAAGAGGCCCGUGGCCAGAAGGUUGAGGUCGACGAGGAAAAGGAAGCUAAGAAGAAGCGUAAGUCCAAGCAGGUUAAGGCUGUGAAGCUUGAUGACGCUGUCGUUAAGGAAUAUGAGGAGGUCCUGGCGCAAAUUGACAAUUUUGACGGCCCGGCUCUGGAGAAGAUUAUCGCCAAAUACGACAUUCGCAACCCGACGACCGAUGGCAACCUCCUCCCUCCCGUGGCCUUCAACCUGAUGUUCCAGACCUCCAUUGGUCCUAGCAGCAACAUGCCGGGUUUCCUACGUCCCGAGACCGCCCAGGGUCAGUUUCUCAAUUUUCACAAGCUGUUGGAUUUCAAUCAGCAAUCCAUGCCUUUCGCAUCUGCCUCGAUCGGCAAGUCUUUCCGUAAUGAAAUCUCUCCCCGAGCUGGUCUGCUGCGUGUGCGCGAGUUCUUAAUGGCGGAAAUCGAACACUUCGUUGAUCCCGAGGGCGGCAAAAAGCACUCGCGCUUCGCUGAAGUCAAGGAUGUUGAGCUAUCUUUGCUGAACCGUGAUGUACAGCUGUCUGGGCGCACCCAAACCGAGAAAAUGACCAUCGGCAAGGCGGUUGAGUCCGGACUCGUGGAUAAUGAAACCCUGGGUUAUUUCCUGGCUCGUAUCCAGCUUUUCCUGCUCAAACUGGGCGUUGACUCUAGCAAACUUCGUUUCCGCCAGCACAUGGCCAACGAAAUGGCUCAUUACGCAGCUGACUGCUGGGAUGCCGAAUUGCAAACCAGCUACGGCUGGAUUGAGUGUGUUGGCUGUGCUGACCGCAGCGCAUAUGACUUGACGGUUCACAAGAAUAAGACGGGUGCCCCUCUGGUUGUGCGCGAGCCCCGUGCCGAGCCUUUGAAGAUUGAGGAGUGGCAGAUCGAUUUGGAUAAGAAGAAGUUUGGUCCCCGCUUCAAGAAGGAUGGUAAGAUGGUUGAGGCCGCUAUUGAGGCCCUUUCUCAGGAUCUGCGAGAGAAACUCUCGUUGGAUCUGGCACAGAACGGCAAGGUUGAGGUGCCUGUUGAGGGCGUCGGUUCCGGCUCGGUUGAACUGGACAGUGAGCUGAUCAAAAUUGAGAAGCGCACGCGAGUGGAGAACGUGCGCGAGUACACCCCUAACGUGAUCGAGCCGUCCUUCGGUAUUGGCCGUAUCUUGUACAGCAUGAUGGAGCACGUCUAUUGGUCUCGUGAAGGUGAUGAAGCUCGUGGUGUCCUGUCCUUUCCUCCGACGAUUGCUCCCACCAAGGUGUUGAUUGUCCCUCUCUCGACACACAGCUCCUUUGCACCCCUUAGCCAGCAGCUGAUGAUGUCUUUGCGCCGAAUGGGUAUUUCCAACCGAGUUGAUGACUCUUCUGCCAGCAUCGGUAAGCGCUAUGCACGCAAUGAUGAGCUGGGUACUCCCUUCGGCAUCACUGUCGAUUUCCAGUCCGUCAAGGAUAACACCUUCACUCUUCGUGAUCGUGAUUCGACGAAGCAAGUCCGUGCCAGCCAGGCGGAGAUCUUGCAGGCUCUCAAGGCGCUCGUCGAUGGUGAUGAGACUUGGGAGGACGUCCGCAAGCGUCUGCCUGAGUUCACUGGUCAGGAGGUCGAUUAG